UCAUGUCGAUUCAAAGCAAGCGACAGAUUAUCUCAUGAAAGGCAAAUCUUUUUCUAUAAAGGAAGAUAAUCUUCAACUCAUUUAUUAGCAUUUUUACUGAUUUGAGAUGCAGCAAAGUAACCAACGAAUUCUGCAGUCUUCCUUGGCAGCUAGUAUUGUCUUACUGUUCAGUAUAAUUUGUACGGUUUAUGCAGUAACAGAGGAAAAAGUAAUCCCCGUUGACAGAGGAUACACAGUUUCGCCUACUCAGACGCAACAAUGUCAAAAGAUCUGUGUUACUGCCACACAAAUUCAAACUCAAAGUUGUAUUUAUACUCAAACACAGGCUCCGUAUUUGUCUCAAUGUGUGACCGCAAUGCCAACUACCUGUUAUAAAUAUGUGACGAAAUAUAAGGAAGUUUGCUGUGAACAAGAGUAUGAACAGCAGAAUUAUCAACAAGAACAGGUUUGUCAGCAGUACUGUCAACUUUCUUAUCAACAAUCUGUGAGUUAUCCAUGUCAAACUCAGAUUUACUAUCCAUGUCAAGAAUACAAGCUGGUAAAACUGCAGCAAUGUUGCCAAAUUCCAAAAUUAAAAUGUGUUCAAUACACCCAAGCAUGUAUAACCCAACAAGUUCAAGAGGAGCAGGCACAACAGCUGGCUCAACAGGAAGAGCAACAAGUCGAACAGGAAGCGCAACAAGUUCAGCAAGUUGAAGAAGCUCAACAAGAGAAUUAUUAUGGAUAGAAUGUUUAUCUUGACUUUUAUGUUUGAUGAAUCGUGCCAAAGAAGCACGGGAAUGUUUGCUCGCUAUUUUUCAUUUAUAUAAUAUAAAGAUGUUCUGAUUUGCUAUUGUUUCAUCUAUAUUCAUAUUUCUUCUGGGUCAUGUCUUUUCAA
Molecule: messenger RNA, 877 nt
Organism: Galdieria sulphuraria
Lineage: Eukaryota; Rhodophyta; Bangiophyceae; Galdieriales; Galdieriaceae
Exons: 5
Coding region: 107-727 (206 amino acids)
Source: RefSeq, a predicted model, not a curated record